GCGAAAUGCUUUGCGGCACACGCGGGGAAGGAGGGGCAGCUGGGCGGCGCUUUGCGGCGGCGCGGGGCGACGGCCGCUGUGAGCAGCGAAAAAGAAAACGUGAGGGGGAAGCCGUCUGGGAAGAAGGAGACAGGAUGGCGGCGGCGUGGCGCCCCGGGGCAGCCGAGCGGGUGCUGACGGCCUCGCCCAACUGGUACUGCAGCCGCUGCAGCGACACCUCGGAGGACGGGCGCCUCUUCGGCUUCGCGGCUCGCAACAGCGUGUGCCUCCUGGAGAUCCGCCCCUCCGCGCCCUCCUUCCACGGUACGGAGCCGGCGCCUCCGCUGCCUGCAUCCUGCGCGGGGCUCCCUUCAAACUUCGGGCUUUUCCAUCCGUGCGCGAGUUCUCAGGGCGGGCUUUCAAUUCUGGGGGAGCGGCUGAAGUAGAGCCUCCUUGUCCAGAGGCAGUAUACCAGAUCACUUGGGAUCCCUCGCCAGCGGGUGUCUCUCUUAUUUCCAGCGUGCCCUCCAGCGCAGCAAGCCCUAAGCACACUUAGGACCGCACGCGCCUUCCUUUGCAAGUGUGGGAGGUCUCUGGUUCAGCCCCUGGGGGAAAGAUCCUGCCUGAAACUCUAAAGCUGUGGUUCCCAACUGGGGGGGGGGUGCAAUUUGAUUUUUAAAGGGGGGGGCAAUUCGAGAAUGAGAUUAACAGUGAAUGGAAUAUAGAGUUAGUCAAACCGAUGUGAGGAAGGGUAAGACACACUGUAUGAGAAGACUAUUACUAAAGCAAGGGUUUUUAAAUUGUGGCCCAUGAACUCUCUAGGAGUCCGAAACCAAAAGGUUAAGAAUCACCGUACUAGAGCAAUUGCACAAUUGUGCCUCCCUUAGCAGGAAAUAGGUUGUAACUUUUCACAAAUAAUUUUUAAAUAGAAAUUAAGAAAGAAGAGAGGGUGUGGAAGCUUUAAACUUAAUUUGGAAGUUAUGCUAAAAGUGUAGACAAUAGGCCUGUCUUAAUAAUAAGCUUUGUUUCCCCCCCAAAAUGCUUGAAACCAAACGUUGCUUUAUUUUACAGCCAUAAUGUUUUCUCAUCACAGGGGAGCUAGUCGGCCACACUGAAAGAGUUUCGGGUUUCUCGUUUUGUUCCUAUCCUGGUCAGAACAACUUCUGUGCCAGCAGCUCUGAUGAUGGAACCGUGAAAAUCUGGGAUACGCAGACAUUGACUGUCAUGACUGAACAUACGUUGCAUCAGGUAAAGCAGUUGACUGCGAUGCCACUGUCAUUUGACAAAUGGGGAAUCAGGCAGCAUUCUCGAGGGAAACUGCUGCUGAUGUCUACUCUACAAGAACAGUGUAUACAAUAUAGCUUUCCAAAAAGCAUCCAUGUUAAUCUUCUUUCUCAAUUCUCUCCCCCGUCUCCAAGAAUACAAUUUCUACAGUGCACUGGUCGCCGAAAAUGAAAGACUUGGUUGUGUCUGGUGAUGAGAAGGGAAUAGUAAUUUGCUACUGGCAUAAUCGAAAUGACAGCCAGCAGUUCUUCCCAGAGCCCAGAACUAUAUUUUGUCUCACCUGUUCUCUGCACCAUGAGAAUUUGGUAGCCAUUGGGUAAGUAUACUAAGGCUGCAUACAUGAUUUACUGUGCAGCUCUAUAUUCAAAAAUCUCAUUAUUUUAUCCGGGAGCAAGCCUGAUUGAACUCAUUGGCACUUACUUCUUAGUAGACAUACAGAAUUGUGCUGUUAGAUUAUUUAGAACUGUACUCGGCCCUGCAGAAAGAGGAAUACAGAAUAAAUGAAAUUCUCACUGACUUGAGUGAUUACAUGUUUCACUCAAUUUUCACCAGGGGAACGUAGAUGAAACUACGGUAGUUUGAUCAUCAGUGCCUGAACUUAAGGACUCAACUCUGUUCUCGGCAUUCCCUAAUUCAUGAAUAGUCUGUGGUUGCCUUUUUUUGCAAUGACUUUUGCUUUUAGAAGAUGCCUAUAACACAUGUGGGGGGGUGCAUUGGUAGAGAAAGAAAAAACGAUUUGAGAGAAAAUAAUUUUCACAUGUCACAUUCUAGAUAUCCUUAUAUAUUUUGCACCUGCUUUUGGAAUUUGUAAACUACAAUGAAACCUUUCAGAGUUAAUACAUCCUGCCAGUUUACUAAGUGGUAACGAUUUUGUCCUGUAGUUACCCUUACAAGGUGGGACGCGGGUGGCGCUGUGGGUUAAACCAGGGAAACCUAAGGUAGCAACCCCAUUCACACUUCACUUUGUAGCAAAUCCAGUUAGUCACAAUGGGACUUAUGUUGCAAGUACUGUAAACAUUCAUGAAUUGGGCAGCAGUGUGUGUUUGUAGUUCUUCGUGAACUGUUCAUGAGCUGUUCUUCAUGUUCUAUAAAUUUUUAUAUUUGCAUCCUCCCUUAUUGGGAACCAAUGGUUCCAAAGUCUUUGCACCAGUCUGUGGGAGGAGGUUUGGAUUGAGCGGUGAUGCCCCUUUGCCAGGCUAAACAGGUCACCACCAACAGAGUGUCUGUAUCCUCUGAGUGGACUUCGAAGGGUAAUGGCUGAUCAGCUGAUCUUUGGGUACAUCAAGUCCCUUUGAAGGCACUUGCUGGUUACAAUGAUCUCCUUUGAAUGUUGACAACUGUCAGUUGCCUGGCAUCAUUAUUAUGUUGGGUGGUUGGCAGUAUUUUGUCCAUGAACAGUGGGGAAAUCAAGUAUUCAUUCCACUAGCUGUAUCCAGUUCCCCACCCCUGUUCUAGACAUAUGUUGCUCUUUCUUUCCUUGUAUAAUGGGAGAGGAGGAAUGUGUGUGUGGAGGAGGGACAGUAGACUGCACAAAAUAUUUAUGGGUUGCAUCUUGUACUGACCUAACUCGGUAAAACAUUAUUGAUAGCUUGAGAAUUCAGGCAUCCCUCCCCUAACGUAUGCCCUUUCUUUUAAGCUAUAAAGAUGGAAUAGUGGUUGUGAUCGACAUCAGCAGAAAGGGAGAGGUUGUUCAUCGGCUGAGAGGUCAUGAUGAUGAAAUACACUCUCUGGCUUGGUGCCCAGAGCUUGGGGAGGAAGGUAUAUGUGGUCGACAAGAUGACUUCCAAGGUAUGUUCCUGUACAUGGGGCAAAGGGGUAGUGUUUGUUCUUGUGAUCAUCACCCUGUAUGUAUUGGGUGCUCUAAGGGCGCCUGAAGACUAUGUAGAAGAUCUUUCAUUCAAAAAUAAAGUAGUACUAUUUAACUUGAUUUCAUGGUACUCUUGGAAGAAGACACUGCUGUUGGAGGUGUGACGGAAGAGGCAGCUGUAACAAAAGGCUAUUACUUGGCAUCAGGAAGCAAAGAUCAGACUAUCCGUGUGUGGAGCUGCACUAGAAGCAGAGGUAAGUGUAUAAAAAUUAGAUUUGUUUCUCUUUGGCAAGGCAUGCUUUGUGCGUGUUUCUCAUUGCUUGCUUUGUGCAUCACCAUUUUGACAGUUCACUGCAUAGUACUGACAUGUUGUAACUGCAUUUAGCACCCCUGACAUGCUAUGUUUUGCUUCCCUAAGCAAGUAUGACAAAACCUCUUCUGAUGCCAUGUAAUUUCUGGCACUGUUGUCAUCCAAGACUGAGUGAAACAUGAAGACAGAGCAGUUCCUUGGUUGAAGUGAAGGAGACUCUUAAACCAAAAAUGCAAUCCUUUGCAUGUUCAGUCAGAAAUAAGCAUUCUAUGGAUUUUCUUCCUUCUAAGUGUGCAAGAAAUUGAAACCUACGAAGUCUGGCCUAGCUAGUCCUAAGUUUUGGUGCCUUGUACUCCAGAUAAUCAAGGGUCAGGAGUUAGAUUGGAUUCUAAGAACUGAGGCAAGAACAUUUCAUAAAGUUCCUGGUUAUUCAUAAGUGCACUUCAAAUACAUGUGAAGAGUCAGCUUUUCAUCUUGGAAGAUAGUUGUUUCGAGCUGUUCUCUCCCUUGUCCUGAUAUCAGUGGAGCCUGGCAGCACUUGUGGGUAAGCAUGCUGUAACCAUUCCUUCUGUUUCUGCAGUGGUAAUGACUCUGAAAUUGCCUUUUUUGAAAAGAAGAGGUGGAGGUGUUGAAACACCUGUGAAAGAACGCCUCUGGUUGACACUACAUUGGCCCCCAAGUCAGCCCACACACAUCUUAUCCAGCUGCUUUGGGUGAGUACUAAAUGCAGUGCAACAGUAAUAGAAAACUCAAUGCAAGCAUGGGAUUUGGGAAUAAUUCCUUGGCAUUCUGUAGUCUCCCCAUUUCUGGAGACUUCCUCCUUUCUCGGCAGCCUGAGCCAUAUAUAGAAUGUGAUUUGUGAAACCUGGUGUGAUGCAGUCUUUCCCAUUCUUAAUGGAAGGAUUUCGUGUAUAUUACCAUUACCAUGUCUAGUGUUUUUUUGCAUGUCUUGCUAUUAUUUUCUUCACAGAGGUGAGCUGCUGCAGUGGGAUUUGACUCAACAUGGGAAGCGGAAAUGGGAACUUCUGGGAGCUUCAUCCGAAGGACAAAACCACUCCAGAAUAGCGUUCAAUUUGUGUUCCUUGCAAGUAGAGGCUAAGCAGCUACUUCUCUCCAUUUCAAUGGACAGGGAUGUAAGAACCGCAAGUCUUUUAAAAUUCUCCAGAAUUUUAUUGUUUUGCAGGGUUACCCUGCUAAGUUGCUGUCAGUAGCCAUGAAUCUGUUCUUAGCAAGCACCUAUUCUAGCCUUAUGCAAAAGCACACUACAUCUCUCCAAAAUAAUUACAGUGGUACUUCCGGUUACGUAUUUAAUUCAUUCCGGAGGUCCAUUCUUAACCUGAAACUGUUCUUAAGCUGAAGCACCACUUUAGCUAAUGGGGCCUCCCACUGCUGCCGUGCCGCCACCGCACGAUUUCUGUUCUCAUCCUGAAGCAAAGUUCUUAACGCAAGGUACUAUUUCUGGGUUAGUGGAGUGUGUAACCUGAAGCAUAUGUAACCCAAGGUACCACUGUAUCCACGUAUUGCAAAUAACUCCGGAAGGGGAGGGUGCUGAAUGAAUUAAUAUGGUGUCUGUCAAGGGCAUUUCAGGGUGAACUGUUCCCAUAAUUCACCUUGACUCACUUUCCAGCUUUAUUGUCUCAUUAACAUUGUCUCUGGACCUCCCAUGAUUUGCUCUGGUCUUUGCCUUCUUCAGCCUUCAGUUGUUAACAGCUCAGCUAUCAGUUCAAACAACUGUCUGUCUUUUGUGUUACCUGUGGUUUUGGAGAUUGUUUUCCGUCUUCUGAGAAUUAGUUUCCUUGAUAAUGUCAAUUUUAUAGACGCGAAAAGUGAUUGAAAGUCCUGUAAUCUUAUAAUAAUAAUAAUAAUAAUAAUAAUAAUAAUAAUAAUUUAUUAUUUAUACCCCGCCCAUCUGGCUGGGCUUCCCCGGCCACUCUGGGCAGCUUCCAAAAGAAUAUUAAAAUACUAUAAUACAUCAAACAUUAAGUUUUCAGCCAGGAAAUAAUCAGACCCAGUCUGGCCUUUUUUUUCUUUUCUUUCUUGUAUUUUGUGGAGACAGGGAAAUGAUUUUGGUCUGCAAGUUCUUAAAAUUCCAUAUAGGGCCACUUAGUCAUCUUUGGAGCUGAUAUCUGCUCAUCAGCACUGCUCCCCUUUUGUAAACAGCAUGCUUCUGGAGAAAUGUUUUGUUAAUUUCCCCCCAUAACCUUUAAUUCCCCCCCCCAUCUCUCUCUUUAGGUGAAGUGUUGGGACCUGGCAACUUUAAAUUGCUGCUGGACGUUGCCUUCUCUUGGGGGUUUUGUGUACUGUUUGGCCUUUUCCCCCGUGGAUACUGGCUGCCUUGCUGUAGGAGUUGGGGACGGCAUGCUUCGGGUGUGGAACACCACGUCUAUCAACAAUCACUAUGAUGUGAAAACCUUUUGGCAGGGCAUUAAAUCCAAGGUCACAGCUGUAAGUGUGUGCUUUGAUGUUUCUCUGUUUUUUAAAAAAGUUCUUCUGAAUCCGAGAUUGAUAUUGGUAGCAAUCUAAAUGGGGGUACGACUAAUGCUUGCUGUACCAGGAAUGUAUGGAAGCACCCAGAGUAGCAGAGUCCAAUACCUGGCAGAUUUGUAAUAGUAAAAAUAAGUACAUUUUCUAAAAUGGCAAAUCUGAUUUAAAAUGAUUGACUUUCCAAUUAAAAUUUUCGCCUUUUGAUAACCUGACGAAUGUGGAAAGCAGCACCUUGUAUAGAUAUAAAUGAAUCCCAGACAUCCACAAAAUGUUGAAAGCCUUGUGGCUCUUUCUGUUUGCAGUUGGCUUGGCACCCAAAGAAAGAAGGCUGUUUAGCUUUUGGAACAGAUGAUGGGAAAGUCGGCAUCUAUGACACCUACUCCAACAAGUAAGAAAUGACUUGGCUUUUGUUGGUCUGUGUGAGUCGGCAGAUUAUAACCAAACUAAAAAAAAAAAUUGAGGAAAUGUUAUAAAGGUGGGGGGGGGGAGUAUUUUUUAAGGAGGUUAUAGAAGGUGGAUAUGAUAGAAGUCUACAAAAUUCACAUUCUAAUGCAAUAAAAGGAACUGUGUGCUCCUGAAAUGUCAUGCCGAAAAUAUUUACAGAUAUUCCAGUAAACAUAAUUUUCUGAAUAAAGCUUUGAAUUUGUUUUGAAUAUAAAAUGUAAACCGUUUUUGUUAAGCUGAUUUACUUCAUUUAAAGUCAUUCAUAAGGUUAAAAUCUGAGCAAAACUGACAUUGGAAAGCUCACAGUGAUUUACUAUUCUCUGAACUGAGACUCGGCAUAAAAAAUUGCAUAUGCAAAAUAGAGCACCAACAAUCUCCUAAAAUUUGCCGUGGAAGAAUGCAAAAGUAUCUUGAAAAGUUCUGCCGUUCUAACUUUUGCUUCCUAACUUGCUUAGCCAUUUUCACACUUUGAUUUCUGUUUGCAAUCUUUUUCAAUUAUGCUUUGCAUUUUACACCAGAUAAUGCAUGCUCGGUGAGCUUUCUGUUAAAUAUGACACCCAAAUUCUCCUUUAGGCCCCCACAGAUCUCCAGCACCUUCCACAAGAAAACUGUGUACACAUUAGCCUGGGGACCUCCCGUCCUUCCGUUGUCCUUUGGUGAGUCUGGGGAAUCCAUCUAGGAUCACUGAAAUAGCCUUUAAGAAGCUAACUAGCAGACAGUGGGGUGUCUAUAGUCUCCAGUGUUAAGAAUCAAAGCAUAGUACUAUACUUGUUUCCUCCUGCUCUGGAGGGUAGGACUUGAGGCAACGGAUUCAAGUUACAAGAAAGGAGAUUAUGACUAAGCAUUGGGGGGGGGGGACUUUUUGACAGGAAGAACUGUUAGACAGUGGAACAGACUCCCAUGAGAGGCGGUGGACUCUCCUUCCUUGGAGGUUUUUAAGCAAAGGUUGAAUGGCCAUCUGUCAUGGAUGCAUCAGCUGAGAUUCCUGCAUGGCGGGGUUGGACUAGAUGACCCUUGAGUCCCUUGUUCUAUGACUUCUGAUACAUUCUAUGUACUGUAUGCCUGUCCCUGCAUUCUCCAACAUUACUGUGUACAAAGAAAAACAACUGACGUUUAAGAAAUUUGUAUUCAUUGUGCCCUGUCUAAAAAUGUUGCCACACAGUGUGAAUCGUGAGUCAAAGAAAUUGCCAUUGCCUGUUAAGUAUCGGGUGGGGCAGUAGUGCAUCUGGCUUAAUUCUUCAGUGAUUUUGUUGUCAUGGGGAGAAGAGCCCUGUUGCAUUAAUGUUAAUCAUUGCAUGGGGUUUUGCUAGCAGGAUUUAGUUAGUUGAAUCCCGUCCGAAAUGUUUUGCUAAGCUGGUUAGCACACUUCUUUCUGCCAGUUGUAUUCAAGGUGUCUGCUUUUAAAAAGACUAACAGGUUUAAUUUAUUUAUUUGUUUCUCUCUUGCAGGAGGGGAUGGUGACAGACCUUCAGCAACUUUGUAUAGUUGCGCAGGAGAGGGGAUUGUCUUUCAGCACAAUCCUUGGAAACUUGGUGAUGAAGCCCAUGACAUCAACAAACUAAUCAGAGAAACUAAUUCAGUCAAAGUGAGUAAGAAUUUACGGGCCAUAGGUGAAAUUCACCUGUUAAAGUCUUCUCCAUCUGUUCUGUGUUGUGCUCGUGGCAGUGCAGCCUUUGAUACUGAUGGGCUGAGUUAGGUGUGCUGCUGCUCAGGGAACCGAACAAUUUGCAGUACAGUUUCUGAAGGAAAAGAGAGUUGUCAGUUCAGCUGGAAUUAAAACUGUGGGCCAGGAAGAGCCUCCAGGGGGUUGGGAAGCUGAGGGAGUCCAGAGGCAAAGAGGCUGAAGGAAGGGCAAGGGAAUGGCAGGGCCUCCGAAGACCUAGUAUGCUCAAGUUCAGGAGGUGGAACAAAGUGAUCUGAAAAGCAAAGACCUAAGAAAAGGAUUGGGGUUUGAAACAUGGAACUGUAGAAAAGUGAAACCAUGAUUAAAUUAGAACAGCAGGGAAAUAGCGUAGGCAUGAGGGGGAAUGGGAAUUGUGUACUACUAGGAGGAAGACAGUGGGAAGGAAAGGGAGUAAAAGGAUCAAAGGAUUGCUAGGCCUAAGAUUCCAGAUCUGGAAUGGGAGUUUGAUGGAGGAGAGAGUGUGCACACAGUGUCAUCGCCAUGAGUGUGUAUGGGGCUCUGAGGAAAGAGAAACAUUUUUUCCUUCCUUGUUGAGCAGUGAAGAAUGAAAGAGGUGCUAGGAGGAAGGCAGCCACAAUUGAAGUGAAAGCUGUGUAGGUUAAUUGUAGGGACACUUUCUGGAAGACGUCUUUUGGUCUUCUGUACUACUUUUUUUUUUUGUCAGGCUUUAUUCUAAAUUUUCAACUAUGGAAUUUAUUCCCACAAGAGCUAGUGAUGACCAUGAACUUGGAUGACUUUAAAAGAGGAUUAAACAAAUUCAUGGCUAUUGAUGGCUGCUGCCCUUGAUGACUAUGUAUGUCUCUGAGGCAGUAUUUCUCUGAAUACCAGUAGCUGGGAAACUGCUGGAGAGGAGAGCUCUGUUAAGCUCAGGUUCUGUCUGCGGGCUUCCCAUAGGCAUCUGGUUGGCCACCGUGAGAAGAAGAUGCUGGACUAGAUGGGCUACUGGGCUGAUCCAGCAGGCUCCUUUCUAGCUUUCAGCUAUUAAAUUUAUUAUUAGUUUAUUUGUAUUUUAUAUAGCAUUGCAUGGAUCUGUUGUUUUGUUGUAAGCCGCUUUGAGCAUGGUUUUUGUGUGUGUGGAAAACCAGCAUACAAAUAAGAUGUAUGACUGAUAAACAAAACUUUGAGGUGUUGUUUUUCACUAUAUAUAGGGUUUUUUUAAAAAAUGUUUUUGCCAUUUAUUUGAUACAUUGUGGACCAUUUGGGGCACAAUCUGGUGGAAGAAAGCUACAUACAAAUAGACAGAUGAGUGAAUGAGAGGAGAAUGCCAUCAGCUGUCACUACAGCGCUAUGACUUAGUAACCCUGAGAGGAUUACUGCAAGAGCAAAGUAAGAGGCUGCUGGCGAAGGGGCUGAAUUUCACACUUCCAGUUCUUAAGCUGCAGGCUGCUACUCUGAUUUCCAUCCAUCCCACAAUUGCAAAUCUGUUGUAGAUUUAGCACACUUGAGAUUCCAAACCUUCAAUUACGAACUUGAGCAGAUGUUUUAAAGACCUCCCCAAACCUCAGCACAUCUGUCCCUUGUUGGGGCUCUCUUUCUGCAUGUUCGGGCAUUGCAUCGUCUCUUGUGGUGAGGCUGCCAUCCAUUGUUCUUACUCUUCUGUAACCUAUUUGCACAGGAAAGCCUGGAUGAACAAUUGACAUGACUUUGGCUUCUGGGCCAGCCAUGUGUUGGCUGGUGCUAGCCUGAAGCUUUUCAUAGUCUAUAAACACUCGUAAUUUAGUUUCAAAGCUAUAGUGUGCGCCUCCUUCUUGGCGUGAGCAAAUGUCCUUAACGCCGUUCUGCUGAAUUAAGGAAAUAAGGCAAGGAAUGAGAGGCCAGAGAACAGGGGUGGAACAGAGGUUUUGAGUUCCCCCCUUUUGGCUUGUCAGACAAUGGUGUGUCUCCUGAAUUUUCCUGUUUACUUUUGUCAUAGCAUUCUACAUUCAGGGAGAAGUUGCAGUUGCUUUAUAGGUUUCACACAUCUGCGGCAAGAUGCAUGGCUUGGAAAUCCAACUACAAAUGGAAAAACGUAAUCAAAUGUUUUCAGGAGAUUGUAGGGAGGCGGUAGUUAUAUGGCCACAAAUGGCUUUUCCCCGCUGGUGUUUCUUGUGCCUUGGCAUGUUGGCUAACUGAAAUUGUUCACUUGUGAAAAUUGGUGCAGGAAUUUCAUGGAUUCCCAUCUCCUAUGUGCCCCCUCUCUUAACCCAGGCAAUUUUGGAAGAAACUGAUUUUCUGGAUCCAUUUCAAUCGGGGUUUAGGCCUGGUUUUGGCACAGAAACUGCUUUGGUCGCCCUAUAUAAUGACCUCUGUUGAGAGAGAGAGACGAGGGAAACAUGUCCCUGUUCUUCUCAACCUCUUAGCAGCUCUUACCAUCAACCCAUGGUAUCCUUCUGGAGCGACAGUCUGAACUAGGGGUGGGUGGCACCGCUUUGUGGUGGUUCCAUUCCUACUUGGAUGGUUGUUUCCAGCGGGUGUUGCUUGGGGAAUGCUUUUCAGCCCCGUGGAACCUCCAAUGUGGGGUUCUGCAGGGCUCAAUCCUAUCCCCUACAUUGUUUAACAUCUACAUGAAACCACUGGGUGGGGUUAUCUGUAGGUUUAGAGUACGUUGUCAGCAGUAUGCUGAUGACACUCGGCUCUAUUUCUCCUUUACAUCUGCAGGUGAGGCAGUGGAAGUGCUGGACUAGUGUCUUGUCUCAGUAAUGGACUGGAUGAGAGCCAACAAACUGAUACUCAAUCCAGAUAAAGCUGAGGCACUGUUAGUGGGUGGUUCUCUAGACCAGAUAGGUGGCAGAUCACCUGCUCUUGUUGGGGUUACACUUCCUCUGAAGGAGCAGGUUCGUAGUUUGGGGGUCCUCCUGGAUUCUUUGCUGUCGCUCGAGGCUCAGGUGGCCUUAGUGGCCCAGAGUGCCUUCCAUCAGCUUCGGUUGGUAGCCCAGCUACGCCCUUAUCUGGACAGGGAUAGCCUAACUAAUGUUGUCUAUGCUCUGGUAACUUCAAGGUUAGAUUACUCCAAUGUAUUAUACGUAGGGCUGCCUCUGAAGACAGUUUGGAAACCUCAGCUAGUGCAGAAUUCAGCGCCAGGUUGCUCACCAGAGCAAGAUGGUUUGAGCAUAUUACACCGAUCCUGGUCCGAUUGCACUGGCUACCAAUUAGUUUCCGGGCCCAAUUCAAAGUGCUGGCUUUGACCAAUUAAGCCUUAAAUGGCUCAGGACCGCAGUGCCUCACGGACCACCUCUUUCCAUAUGAACUUAACCUGGUCCCUGAGAUCAUCUUCUGAGGCCACUUCUUUGUGUGUCUCCUCGAGAGGUCAGGAGGGUGGCAACACGAGAACGGGCCUUCUCUGCAGUGGCUCCCCGUCUCUGAAAUGCUGUCCCCAGGGAAGUUCACCUGGCACCUUCAUUAUCCACCUUUAGAUGCCAGGCAAAAAUGUUCCUUUUUAACCAGACCUUUGGUUGAUUUGAUUGACAUCCUAUGCCCUUUCAAAAUGUGGGGUGUGGUUUUUGUUUGGGGGGGGUGUUAAUGGGUUGUUGUUUUCAUUUUGAUUGUGUAUUUUGUGGUUUCAUACAUUGCUUUUAUUAUUUGAACCGCCCUGAGACUUAUACCGUAUAGGGCGGUACAGUGGUGCCUCGCAAGACGAAAUUAAUCUGUUCCGCGAGAGUCUUCGUCUAGCGGUUUUUUCGUCUUGCGAAGCAACCCUAUUAGCGGCUUAACGGAUUAGCGCUAUUAGCGGUUUAGCGGCUAUUAAAGGCUUAAAGGCUUAGCGGAUUAGCUGCUAAAAGGCUAUUAAAGGCUAUUAAAGGCUUAGCAGGUUAGAUAAAGGGGGCGAAAAGCGAAAAAAAAAUCUCAAGACUUGCAAGACAUUUUCGUCUUGCGAAGCAAGCCCAUAGGGAAAUUCGUCCUGCGAAGCAACUCAAAAACGGAAAACCCUUUCGUCUAGCGGGUUUUCCGUCUUGCGAGGCAUUUGUCUUGCGGGGCACCACUGUAUAUGAAUUCAAAUAAUAAUAAUAAUCAGUUCUCGUGUAUUUUAUUUUUUUGCUGGUUAUAUAAAAAGAGUGUCGGGACUAUUGAGGUAGCUCUCUACUUCUUUGUCUAUUUCAUUUUAGCACAAACUACCAGCACACACAGAGAUCAGCUGGAAACCAGAUGGCAGCAUCUUGGCUAUUGGUAAUGAAGAUGGGUAUGUACUAACAUUUAAGUUCAUGCUAACUUUAUAUAUGCAGUAGGCAUUGUGGAUUUAAGGUCAGUACAGGGUGUACUUAACAACCUUCCAAAUCUAACUUAAUUUUAAACAUGACAAAAAUAGAAGUGGCUUACUUGGACGUACUAAGCUGUUUAAUUUUUAUUUUUUUGCUAGCCUAAGGAGUUGCAUAUAUUGUUUUGGGAAGGCAGGUGGCAAACGUUUUUGUUUGCCACAUUAUUCAACUUGUUAAUUGAUCAUCUCUUCCUUUCUCCCCCUCCUUUAUUUUUAAUAUUGCAGUUCUAUUGAAAUACUUCGGGCUCCUGACUUGAAACUCUUGUGCACCAUCCAGCAGCACCACAAGCUCAUCAAUGCUAUUCGCUGGCAUCACGAUCAUGGGGCACAGCCAGAACUGAGUUACAUGAUAGCUUCUGGCUCAAACAACGCCGCCAUUUAUGUACACAAUAUCAAGAGUGUCAUAGGUAACUCUUGCUCAUGCUUUUAGAACCUGCCAUCAGUCGCUCUGUUCAGACAGCAAACUGGCGGUGCUGCUAUUUCUCCUCUUCCUGGGCAAUGUUGGUUCCUUCAUGGCUUCAAACGCUAAAGGAUUCUUCCUUCUCCGUUUGUUUGAGCAAUGCUCUGUGUGUAUGUGCGUCAUUGCACAGAUCUGCUUUUAUGGAAGUGUCAAGAGAUAACAGCAGCUAAGUCUGGAAACCUCGUUUUUUUGUGUGUGGUACAGCAAAAACCUGUGUUCCUGUGAAACUAUUUUCUCAGUGAAGUUUGGCAUUCAUGGGAGAUUUCUGAAAAAACUGUAAACUAUAUGAUAAAAUUAGCCUUAAUGUUAGCAUGUUGUCUUGGGUUUGGGGGGCACUGGAACUAAUGGGGUAACAGAGAACUGAAAUGAUGACAGUAACACAGAACUAGCAUGUUCAGGAGCUGAUUGUGCAGUCAGAGAUUUGACAGAAAUUAUGUUAUGCCCAACCAAAAUUGUGAUCCUGGACUGGUAAUACCUGCUCAGAUGAAACCAUUAAUCUUGGUAGAUUCAAAUUUGCUGAGCAAAUAGGAUGCAAGGAGUAUAUUGUUAUUGAGUCACCAUUAGCUUUGACCAGGAAUAGGCAAACUUUGCCCUCCAGAUGUUUUGAGACUACAACUCCCAUCAUCCCUGACCACUGGUCCUGUUAGCCAGGGAUGCUGGAAGUUGUAGUCCCAAAACAUCUGGAGGGCUGAGUUUGCCUAUGCCUGGCUUUGACAGUACGCUUUGCUUCCCUUACGUUGUGAUGGUUGCAUUUCCCCCCCAGUAUUGUUGUGUUAAAUCCACUGAAGUCAAACUCUUCAGAAAUUCAAGCAUUAAUAUUGUUGCUGUCUUGAGAGAACUGCAAGAAAACUAUCCUUGGGAACACAUUACUUAACAGCACAUUGGUGUGUAUGGCAUUAGCCAUUGUGACAGAAGAUUUCUAGAGUGUGGACAUGGGCUACUGUUCCCUUGUGCUUGCGCUGCCAAGGGUCUCUGACCAAAUAACAUUGGCACCUUUAGAAGCAAUUUUUAUUCUCUGACAUGCAUUUAGGAACAUUUGUCCAGCUGCUUCCAACACCAUGUAUUUUGUCUUUAGAAAACUCUCCAGAGAGACCUGUGACAAUAACUGAACCUUUCCGUACUUUGGCGGGGCACACAGCUAAGAUUACUAGCUUGUCUUGGAGCCCACAUCAUGACGGGCGGCUCGUAUCUGCUUGCUAUGAUGGCACUGCCCAGGUAUGAUUGUGAAAGGGUUGUGAUUUUUGUACAGUUCUUCCCUCUGCCACCGCUAAUUAAAUAGAUAAGGGAUUUAGGGAUGCCUAUUUUGCUCUUCUUUUUAAUCAAGGAGAGUUGUAUCUUGAAUAGUGGCUUCUUUUGCUACAUUUUGUACAGAGUACACAAUAUGUGUGUGCUUUGUUAGGUGUUAAGGAGGCACUUGUGUAAAUAAAUGGAGGCAGCUGCCAUGAAAGGGUCCUGCUUUAGGAUAUUUUGUAGGUGAAAUCAGCACUUUUAUAGACGGGUGCAUUCUUGUAUUUUGCCUUUCUUGCAAAACAUAAGUAAUAAGAAAAAACAACAUAAGUUUCUUCCUAAGUGUACUUUGGUGUGUGUGUAUAUAGAAUCCAGGAAGUGUACAUUGGGUGUGUGUACACAGAGAGAGAGAGGAAACUGAUCUUGUACAAAUAUGCCAUGAGCAAAAAAUGGCAAAUUAAGAAAAAUGGGAUGUGGGUGAAGAGAAUGCCCAAACAGAUAGUAGGCAUUCUUUGCACAGACUCUGUUGGAAGUGCUGCCUGCUGUACUCCAAAGUGGAGGGGUCUGGAGACUCAGAUGCUCCUCCUUUGAGAUGACCCAGUUGCAUUAGCCUUCUUACUGAAAACAGGAAAAGUUUUGACUGCUUUUCUUAAUGAGAGGUUAUGUUUACAGGUUUGGAAUGUUCUGAAGGAAGAGCCUUUGCACAACUACAGGGGACACCGGGGCCGGCUGCUUUGUGUGCAGUGGUCACCUGUGGAAGCGGACUCCAUUUAUACUGGAGCAGAUGACUUCUGUGUUCAUAAAUGGGUAGCUACAAAGCAAGAGCACAGCCGCCCUCCCCAAGGUCAGUAGAUUGCUGAUGUGUUGACACCAGGGGGACGAGGAAGGGGGUGAGGGGAAGUAGAUGCAUUUGCUUCAUUUAGUUCAGUGUUUCUCAAACGUAGCCCUAGGGAGUGUUCCUAAGUCAGCAGGAAUUGAGGCCUCAUGAAGUGUGAUGAAGAUGAGAGCUCACCUGGCAGCAAAGACAGAGCUCCAAAGAAUGAUGGUGAGCACAACUCAUCAGUGCAAUUCGUCUGGUUCACCCUCCUUGGGUGAGGGUGUGUGGCUAUUCUCCCAAGCGCAUUUUGAACGCACACAGCUUUUAUUUUCAGGACAUUUCUGUUAUUUUGUAGGUAAGAAGAACAUUGAAUUGGAGAAAAAGAGAAACACUCAGCUCAAACCAAAAGCCAAGAAGAAGAAGAAGACCUUGGGAAAGGUGCCUUCAAUACCAGAUGUAAGUGACUGGGUGAAUGGUGGUGAGAACGCGAAAGAGUCUUUCUUAGAGGAGAAUGGCCUGUCUGACCAAGAGGGAGAAAAGGAGCAACAGGAGCAGGAUACAGUUGAGAGGAUUUCCAUGGAAGGUAUCUACUUCGUUUGUAUGUUUUCUUACACCAUCUGUCCAAAGAUUCCCCAGAUCUUGUUUAAAGAGCAGAAGGUCCCUCUCUGGUCUGCAAAUGGAACUGUGGAUAUAAUCAUUUUCAUACUAGUUCAAAGAGCGGAGAUUAACUUUUAAGUGGUUAUGAGAAUGGCUGUCAUCUUUAUUCAUUUUAUUUGAAAUUUGAAUACCGAAAGCAAAGUAGGAUGAACCCUUGACAUCUGGCACAAGUAAGAUCUCUGGGCUCUUAGUUUAUGUAGCUCUGAAAUCAGACUGUGUUGUCUUUGAGGUAAACUAAACUGAACUGGAAGUUGGCCUACACUUCUCAGCUCUCUUACACUUUACCUGUUUUUCUUUUUAAAAAAAAUGAUUUUUAUUAACAAACCAAUCAAAUCACAUUAGUUCCAAAUUACAAAACCGAAUUUUAAAUUUUUGUUGGGGGUACCCAUGCUUCGAGCUCAGAAAGGGUCCAAUCAUCUCUUAUUUUCUACUGCUUUGAUGUUCACAGUUCUGUCCAUUCAUCUCUUUGUUAUUUUCCUUUACAAAUCAUCUUUCAAUUUUCUUGUUGUUAUCGUAUUUUUUUCCUUUCUUUAUAACCUCUGAAAGUCUCCACAAGCAAGUUGAAACGAACGUUGUUAUAGUCCUGUGUGGAUUUUCACAUUAAUCCAAAAGUCAUAUUCAGACGGCAGACGCCAUUUCGACAUUUCCAUAAAAUACAGUCUCAGCAUCUGCUCAUUAGCUUUCUCAGACCUGUUGCUCCGACAUCAAUCUUUUCAGGGGGUUCUGCCAGAUCAAACGGAGAGUCAAAUAUGAUAACAAAACCGUGGCUUCCUCCCCCUCUUGACCGUCAAUCCUGCAACAGAGCCUGUCUUGUCAUGGCAGUUCUCUUUUAGAACUGUGUCAUCCCAAAAGCCUUCCAUUUCCUUUCCAGAUCUUCCACAAAGCAAAGCCUUUGGUUAAUAAUUCAUUUCCACACAGGUCAUUAUUCGAUCUUACUUGUUAUUGGUAAUUGCAACGUUUCUUCUUGGGGGGGUUGUUAGGCAAUCACAUAGAGAAAAAAAGAAGUCCCCCCCCCCUUUUCCGCCGCGUUCCAACAUACCGACAUCUUUGAUGUAGUCUUCUUUGAUAUAUUUUCCUGUUCAGUCCAACCCGUCGCUCAGCUUCACAGAGGUCAAUUCAGUUAGCAAUCAAUACUCCCUUUCUUCACUCGAAACAUGUGCAUUUGCUCUUCCUAAUUGUUUAUCUUGAGCUCCUGCAACCAGGUCACGAUCAGAAGUAGCGUCCGGGAGAGCGAAAAAAACUCACACAAGGGCUUUCCGUCUAGUGCCCUCACCCCUUCCUUCUUUCGAAUUCGGGGGUGAUUUAUAGGCAACCGCAGACGAGGCAGGGUUUUCCCAAUCCCCCUGGGAAAACCUGGGAGGCUAAUUACUCCCAUAUUAGCCUCUUAAUUACCUCAUGUGAGCCGGAGAGAUGGUAUUGUCGGCCAUCUUCCAAUGCGCCCCCAGCGGCCCCCUACACUUUACCUGUUUUUCAACCAGCGUUGAAAGCCAGAGGCCAUGAAAUAUUUCAUAGGAAAUAAGAAGCAUGUGAACAUCAGUUCUAUUUUGCCCAGCUUUUAUUUAUUUUUUCAAGUUUCUGUUUCCAUAGCAUGUAUAAAGUUGGCCAUUUUUAUGCUAGACAUUAUGCAAAUGUAGUUUUGUUAUUCACUGUAGUUCAUAAGGAUUCUCCAGUGUGUUCACCGCUUGCCUGUGUGACCGAUAUUCCAAAACCACCUGUGAUCCACAAGACCCCGCUUGUGAGGAAGGAUCAGUUUAAACCAGGUAGGUAUGCAUCCUGUAGGAGAAAUCUAGGGAGGCUACAUAGGAUGGGGACAUGUUAAGCCUUCUUUGCUUUAAAAAGGAAAUACAUUUGCUUGUAUUACUAAUUGUGGUUUAGCGCACCUGACCAUCAGCCAUGCUGCUUGGGGCUUAUAGGAGUCCAAAAUACCUGGCGAGCACUAGGUUGGGGAAGGCUACUUUAGCUCUUAAAUAAUGAUACAAGCCUGUGGCUAGAGAUUCCCACUUGUAGCCUAGAACGAUAUUAUGGCAACUCUCUUGUCAGGAUCAGAUUCUUCUGUGAAGAGGAAAAAGCCUCGCUCCAUCCUACCUCUCAGCACAUCUAUGGACCAUAGGUCAAAAGAAGACCUGCACCAGGACUGUAUGAGACUAGCAGCUUUCUUGCACUCCAAAGGUAUGGGCAGCAAAUUCAGUAAUGAUGGCUACGCUUGACUGUGCUCAGCUGAAAUGUGUGUUCUGUUAAAUAACAUGGGUUGAAAAUAUGCAAAGUAGGCCAGGGUGUCUUUAAUAGAUGAAUACAUAUGAAACAGUAAAUUGCCAUUCCAGAGAUUAAGCAGAAAAUCUACUUGCGAACAAAAGGACAUCAAACUGAACAUAAGAAGAAUGUGUGUAUGGGAGAGCCUCAAUCUGAGUGGUCAUCUGGAAUCUGUUCUUGGGCGGCGGGGGGGGGGGGGAGUUCUUAAAGUACCGUAUUUUUCGCUCUAUAACACGCUCCCAACCAUAACACGCACAUAGUUUUUAGAGGAGAAAAACAAGAAAAAAAAAUUCUAAACGAAACAGUGGAUGUAUGAUUUUUGUGGUUCAUGCUGUGGCCACAGACAUGUAAUCUGACGGUGAGUUUGGGGUAGCCGAAUGCAAAAAUCCUGAGGAUCUAUGUGGAUCCGUGCUUUGUAACCACGUUUUUGCACCACUGCGGCCCCAGGCAACAGUGGGUGCGUGAUUUUGUUUGGUGCAGGCUGUAGCCAUGGACAUGCUAUGUGAUCUGAUGGUGAAUUUGGGUGACCCAGUGCAAAAAUCCUGAGGAUCCAUGUUGAUCCGUGCUUUGUAACCACGUGAAUGAAGGAACUGUCAGUAAUGUAUGGUGUCUCCAAUACAGUGAUGAAGGAGGGGGGGGGGGGAGCUCACACUUGUCCUAGGCAAAGCAGCCAACUCCUAUAGGCCUAGGUGCCUUCACCCCCCAUUAAAUAUUUGAGGGAGUCAUUCUCUCCCCAUGCUGAUGGGCAUUGCCAUUCAUAUAAGGUACCAGUGUGCAUGCACAUUGUCUUGAGAUCAUUGCAGUCUGUGAGAUGGGGCUUACCUGUACCUGCCCCCCCAAUAUUUUAUUGAAGUUGGAAGAGGGAGGGAGGGAGGGAGGGAAGAGAGAUGGAGAGCUCACAUUUGUCCUAGGCAAAGCAGCCAACUCCUAUGGGCCUAGGUGCCUUCACACACACACCCCAUUAAAUAUUUGAGGGAGUCAUCCCCCACCCCCCCCUUGUGGUAUGUGAGUGGGGUUUACCUGGCUGUCCCCCCAAUAUUUUUUGAAGUUGGAAGAGGGAGGGAGGGAGGGAAGGAAGAGAGGGGGAACUCACAUUUGUGCAGCUGCCUUGCCUCGAACCGGAGCAAAAAGAGGAGGAGGAGACUCAGGGACACGAGCCUUGUAAGCCGCUUUGUUUGAAUUUACCGGUGAGGUGCUGGGGGAGGGACGGAAGGGGAUGCCCUCUUUGUCCCUCCUUCCAGCUCAUUGUAAAGAAAGCAGAGUAAGAGCCGCUUACAUUUGUGUAAGGGAGAGCCAUAGAGCAGGCAGACACUGAGAAAGAGAGGCUGUCUCCCUUUCCCCACCUUGGCUUUUACACGCUGCGCGCAGCUCUUGCCGGCUUCCAAGCGCCCACCUCACCAAAAAACCAUAGAGCAGGCAGACAGGAGAAAGAGAGGCUGUCUCCCUUUCCCCACCUUGGCUUUUACACGCUGCGUGCAGCUCUUGCCGGCUUCCGAGCUGCCUCCCUUCUCCCACCUCGCCAAAAAGCCAUAGAGCAGGCAGACAGGAGGAAGAGAGGCUGUCUCCCGACACUCAGCUGUUGCUCAGCUGUUGCCGGCUUCUCAGCAAGGAAGAGAGGCUGCCGAACAGCCAGCAAGAGCGGCUCCUCCUGCCUGCAUUCGCUCCAUAACGCGCAGACACAUUUCCCUUUACCUUUUAGGGGGAAAAAACUGAGUGUUAUGGUGCGAAAAGUACGGUAAUUAUGGUUUUAGGCCGGGCCGCAAACUUCACCGAGUUCUUUGUAUAUUAAUAGUGCUUUAUAAGUAAUCGAGAACUGUAAAACUACUCAAAAUAUUUUACCCUGUCAUGAGGAACAUAAACGUAUAUGUGAAACAGAAGGUGAUUUUUUUUUCUUUCUUAUAGCUCAGAAUGAAGAUAGAUCCUCUUGUUCAAAGGAUCCUAUCCAUUUGGGGCUAUUCACAGACAGACCUGCCCUGUACAGAAUGAUAGAAGCAGAAGGUUAGUCCUUGAAUCCUAACUCAGGUUUUCCCACCUUCUUUUUUUGGGGGGGGGGGGUGAUAUUUGUGUGGCUGUUUAGUACCUAGUGAAUCCAUCAAGCUUUAACCUUGAAAUAAGUGGCUCCUCUACAUUCUCUUGUACGCUUGUAUGACAAAUUGCCUAAUAUUCAUUCCAACUACAGAAAAUAAGGGUGGUGUGGGUAGGGUAGGUGUUUAAGGGCUGAGGUGGCAGCAUGGUCUCAAAAUUUCACCAUUAAACUGAAGAGCUCAUAGUAGAAAGCCGGUAUAGACAUUGUGUUCCAGUGGUGACUUGAAUAUUUUAUCGUUGUUUUGCUGUACGCAUUUUUCCGUUCUCCUUCUGUGGUGCUAACCAGGGAACACGUUUUGUUUCCCACAGGAAAAAGCCACUUGGAGAAUGGACACCCGGAAUUAUUUCAGCAGCUCAUGCUGUGGAAAGGAGAUCUGAAAAGUGCUCUUCAGUCCGCUGCAGAAAGGGGAGAGCUGACAGACCAGCUGGUGGCCAUUUCACCAAUGGGUAUGUUUUGAUAUCCCUCACCCCGAAAGAAGCACCUGCUACUUUGCUACCAAGCAGGCUUAAUCCAGACACAGCAAAACCAGGCUACUCUGAGGGCUUAGUGGCUGGACUCCGGAGAACAGAAUAAUUAUAAAGUGGUUUCCUCCCCCACAGUUAAGAAUCCUGCGUUAUCUUUACACUACAAGACAAGAAUGUUUUUCCGUUCUUGUAGGAAGUCCUUUCUUGUAUGUGUUCACUUCAUUGUUGUAUUAUAAUUUUGCUGUCACUGUUUCAGCUGGCUAUCAGACCUGGGCAUGGACUGUAGAAGCCUUCGCAAAGCAGCUCUCUUUUCAAGAGCAGUACGUUAAAGCCGCGUCCCAUCUCCUCUCCAUUCAUAAAGUGUAUGAGGCUGUGGAGCUGCUGAAAUCACACAACCUUUUCAGGUUACUAUACUCCUGUUGUUUUGAUGGGUUACAAUGUAGAACACCCCCCCCCCCGGCCGCUUAAAAACUAAAAUACAUUAAAUCCUAGUUAUUAAAAGUCCUGGGAAUAGUGAACACUCAGAUCCAUUCCUUCAGUUGCAUUUCUGGAUAUGUAACGAAGGAAAAUGUAUUGCCAGAUAAAUCCAUAGCUGGCAGCCUUUUAAGUGGCAGUGGGCAAAGAUGGAUAUAUCAAAUUUAGCGCAAGGGUGUAAUAAACGGUUGUGUUAGAGCUGCGUAAGGAGCUGGUGUAGUUACUUUUCUCAUUUUAAAUAACACUGUAUUCUAUCCCACCUGGUAAAGAACCUGGCCCAAUUCGCACAUGUGUUCAAGCCCCAAAAGAUCAAGUGAUUACUCGCUUGUACAUGAACCAUUGCAGAUGAAUGGUCAUAGAUAGGUCAUACAUGCCUGUUACUACGCAGAUAAAAUCCUUCCAGUGACAGUAAUUCACACAUACAUGAAAGACUUGCCAACUUUUGAGCAAUCGUGUGAUUUCUCUACUGCUGUAUGUGAGCCUGUAAAGUUCACAGAUAAUGCAACAGUGCUACAAGUCAUUCAAGUUAGACUGUUGCUGGUUUAGUGAAUGCCUUGGCAUCUGAAUGAAGUAGAAUCAAUUCAUGAUCAUUGUUAGGAUCAACUUCCUUUUGAAGUAACGGAAGCAUGCUCGUUUUUCCUGUGCAUUAGUGUGGUGUAUCUAAAUGGUUUUCUCAUUUCCUCCAGGGAAGCCACUGCAGUUGCCAAGGCUAGGUUGCGUCCUGAAGAUCCCGUUCUGAAGGAUUUGUACACCAGCUGGGCAGCAGUGCUGGAGAAGGACGGCCAUUAUUCCAUGGCAGCCAAAUGGUAUUGGUGCAAGCAACACUUUUCUUACUUUAAAUGAGAGCUGUUUUGAACCUAAGAGCCAGGAUCUCCUAAAUAAUUUGGUUGUUUUGGAGAGUCUUCCUUCCAACAUGAGAUGUUGGAGGGCACAAUCAUUUAAUUGGUGCAGAGUACUGUAGAACUGUGAUCCACAGAUUUUGGAAUGUGACAGCCAGCUCAAUGCUGUUCACUUCAACCUGAUCUUUGCCAUCCUCAAUGUGAUGUGCAGUAAUGGCCAUGGUGAAUAUUGAAUCGCUUCCCUUCAGCUGCUUCUUAGGCAGAGGUGAGGAACCUGCAGGUUGCCUGACGUACUGGGCCCACAAGGUCAUUUUUCCAAAAUUCCAGCCACCUGCACCUGACAUCAUAUGCAAGGUAGAAAUGCCAGCUGCAGACAGCAGGAUGGAUCUGAUGCAUAAGGAGUUGAAUCCUGCUCCGUUCCCUCUAGGAAUGUGUGGAUUGCCCCAAAGUUUCAGCAAAGAGCACUAAAACACAUACCUCUAUUCUGAUUGCUUCUUUUGUGCAGGGUCAUCAGUCCUGCUCAGUUGGGUCAUGCAAGCCAGUUCCCACCAGGAAAUGCUGCAUAAAACAGGAAAGAGUUCCCCAUGUAUCAGUGAUGGGCUUGAGGAGUAUCUCCCCCCACCCUGGGUGGGCCAACGUUUGAUAGGUGUGUAGUCCUGCUCACCUGUCAGUAGUUGGCCCAUCAAGGUCAAGAGAGAUAAAGAUUUGCCCCUUUCAUGCCAUAAACGAACCUGGGUCUUAGCAGGAUGUUGCACUGGUGGUGCCAGACAUUGUUUGUUUGUUCAACCAGCUUGAUUCACAUAUGUAUCUUAGAUUUGAUUUUGACCAUCAGAAUUGGACAAGCGUACGCAAUCAUUUUAGUGAUCUCAUUUUGAGUCACCCAGUACCCCCUGAACCAGCCUUGAUAUAAAAUCAGGUACUUCAAGAAAGUGAAAAUGAUUUUUUUUCAUUUGUGAAUUGCUUCCCAUAUGUUUUAAAAAUAAAAACAAUUUCAGAUUUGGUACAGAUGUAGACUGGGAUAAGAAUCUCCAGUUAUAAACCUUUCUGGAAGAGGAAGGUCUUCAUCAAGUGCUGUAAAGAUAAUAAGAGAGGGCACCUGCUGGGUGUUGCAGAGGGUGGGUGCUGCCACACUGGGUCCAGUUCACUGCAGCGUAGAGAUUGGUUGGGUGUCUAAAGGGAGAGACAUUCAUUUAGGCAUUCUAAAGCUGCUGUAGCACUUUGCUCCAGUCAGCAGUUGAACCACAGCGCCUUUACACUUGUUGUUUAGUCAUGUCCAACUCUUCGUGACCCCAUGAACCAGAGCACGCCAAGCCCUCCUGUCUUCCACUGCCUCCCGCAGUGUGGUCAAACUCAUGUUUGUAGCUUCAAGAACACUGUCCAACCAUCUCGUCGUCUGUCGUCCCCUUCUCCUUUUGCCCUCAAUCUUUCCCAACAUCAGGGUCUUUUCCAAGGAGUCUUCUCUUCUCAUGAGGUGGCCAAAGUACUGGAGCCUCAGCUUCACGAUCUGUUCUUCCAGUGAGCUCUCAGGGCUGAUUUCCUUAAGAAUUGAGAGGUUUGAUCUUCUUGCAGUCCAUGGGACUCUCAAGAGUCUCCUCCAGCACCAUAAUUCAAAAGCAUCAAUUCUUUGCACUAGAUUAGACUUAACUUUUGACUUGGGUGUCUUUUGACUUUGUUUCAAGUUGUCUUGAAACGAAGUGUCUGCUGGUGAAAUAAGAGUUUCUUUUGUUGAUGGUUCCCUUUCAGUUACCUGGGAGCUGCCUCUCCCUACGAUGCAGCCAAAGUGCUGGCUAAAAAGGCCGAUACCACCUCCCUUAAAGCUGCUGCUGAGCUGGCUCUGAUAGCUGGAGAGAAAGAUCUGUCAACGAUGUUCUCCUUCAAAUGCGCCCAAGAACUUCUGUCUUCCAAGAAUUGGGUUGGGGCACAAGAUGUCCUCCAGCAGCAUGAGAGUUUGUUGGUCAGUGUGUGUUACUCCUUUUACUGUUGCACCAUGGAUGACUCUGGAGUUGUAUCACCUGUUCAGUCCUGUGCAUUUUUGUUCAGAGGGAGAUACUGGUUAGCUUUGCAAGCCCAAGUGAUCAUUCCUACUCAGGGUAAAUGUGAAAAAGUGAUUUCUUUUUCAAAAAAUCUGAAUUUUAAAAGUGCUCUUUUUAAUGUAUAUUGUGUCAUUUAAAAUAAUUGGUUUAAAUAGUAUAUCUCUUUGUAAUUCAAAUAACUUAUUAAAGUCUACCAUCUUAAUUGCUUGAAAACAGAAUCCAUGACUACAAAUAGAGUUAAAGCCUGCUUUUUCAUGGAAAAGUUAUCAAUAACACAACUUAUGAGAUGAAGUAUCUCAAAUGUGACAAGUUAUACAAUACAGUCAACCAUUCAACAUGGUAAUCUACUUCUUGUUUCAAGUAGAAACACUGUUUUCACAACUAUUAGCACUUGCCUCUGAAGUGUUUAUUAGUUUUAGACACUUCAUGCAGGUCUGCUUAGUUGCUGUACGUGUAUAUAUACAACUAGAGCCAAACAGAAAUCCUUAAGCUACAGUCCAAAUACAUACUUACUAAGAAGUACUCUUCAUUCAAUACAGUGGUCUUAUUUUUUCCUUAUUGUUGUAAAAUCAGAAUUUCAGUUCCUGCCAUAGGAAAAUUCUGCUAAUAGGAAAUACCUUCAUUAUUUAAGUUUCCGAUAAAAUAUUCCUAACUCUCCCAAGAGACAUUUGUAUUUGUGAUGUGACAUCUACCUUUCAGCCAUAUAACCCCAUUGAAUACAUUGCAUCAAGUUUUGCGAGAAACGUUCUGGAUUGCUUUUCCUUUUCUGUUUAAAUGAAUCGGUCCCUGGGUGCCUUGUUCCUCCUGACUAUGGUUUUAAUCUACAGGGACAAAGGCUGGUGUUCAGCGUCAAUGAAUUGCUCCAAAAGUGCCUUGCUGAAAAGAAUCUGGUGGAAAACCGAAGCCCAUCCCUACCUUGCUACCACAGCUGGACAGUGAAGCAAGGCUGCUCUUUCACAGAAAUGGUGGCCGAUGUGUGGCAGAGCAUAUUUGGUGUCGAUACUGCUGAGCAGUCCAAGAACCUGCUUGAACAGCUGAGAACUAUUGAGUAUCCUCCCGCUACUAGCCAUAGUCAUCCCAGGCAGGUAAUUUGCAUGUGGGCUCUGCCUGUAUGGUCUCUCUGAAUUGGAGAGAAGGGCGAGGAAAGGUGAUCUCACUGCCAUGAGUACAGUGCAGAAUUAAUCAUAGUUCUUAGCCAUGCUUUUCCAAAAUGGGUCAAGAAGUUAGUGCUGUAAAUCCCCAUUUCAAUCAAUCCAUUUUGUUCCUUCUGUAUUUAGGAAAAGUACUGGUAGGGCGACUUUAUGCUUCAUGAUGUAUGCAUUGUGUGCUUUGAGAGAGAGCUUGCAUCAGUUUUCUUGACUUGCGUGUUUUCCAUCAUUUGGCGUUGUUUGCUAGGCAGGGGCGUCUUGAAGGAGUGAGCCAAGUGAAGAGACUCUCAUCUCCCAAGGACUAGAUGUCCCACUGGACAUUCAGUAUCCUGUUGAAUUAAGUGGGACUUGCUUCUGAGUAGGCAGGCAUGGAUGUUGCUGAAUAUCAGGCUGGUUCUUUGGUUGCCAGCCCCUUAAGUUAAUGGUGCAAGCCUUCACAUACUGUCUCCUGUGGACAGGCUUGCGUGAUAGUUCAUGGGGUGGAGAGACAGCUAGACAGAGAGAGCUUCAUUUCCUGCUUCAAAACCGUACUUUUUUGGUAAAAACGGUGCUUUUAAAAACAGCCCCUGUGAUCACCACAGCUAAAAGCAUCAAGCCACUUUCUACAGCAGGGGUGGCUACCCUUUUUUGGUCCACAUUGACUGACCCACGGUCAACCAAAGUGUCAAAGUCCACACUCUGGAGCUCCCAGGUUGUCACCAAAUGCAAACUUCACUGCUAAGGAGCAACUGGGGGCAUAUUUUAAGGCUCCUUGUUGUCCCUUUGGAGCCUGUUCCACACCUGACAUCACAUGACACUGGGUCUGGGGCAGAUGCGUAUUACUCAGGGGGAGGAACCAACUUGCGGAAACCAGAUUAAGACCUCUGGUGGGCCUGAUUUGGCCCAUAGGCCAGAGGUUCCCCAUGUCGGAUCUUCAGAAACCUUUUGUGUUUUCACGGUCCCUCCCACCUCACCCCCCUCUCUCUCUAGGUUUUGUUCCAUAUUUCCCACGAUCUCACACUGGCAAUUCUGAGCCAUCAGACUGCUUCCUGGGAGGAGACAGUGAAAGCCACUCUUGCAGCUGUGACCCGUAGCUACGAUGCUGGAAACUUCAGACUUAUGCAAGAAAUCUGCAACCUCCUCCUCCCUACAGGUAUAAAAACUCAUCCCACAUUUAGGUCAGUUUUUAUAUAAAUCCAUUGGAACAGAUCAAGACUUCGAGCCCCCCAACUUACAAAGUUCCUAUCCAAGGAUGGUAUUCUGGUAACUUUCCUAUAAGAAUUUUGCUUUCUUGGAUCCCAUCAUUGGCACCUCUGGCUUCCCUUUUAUUCAUUAAAAGGUCAUAGUUCAAUUUGUCACUUAAGCAAUAUUGAGCAGAGGCUGCAUUUGCAUGUAAUGGGACGCCAAGGUUCUUGGGUUAAGAAACCAUACUCUGCAUGCAACCAUGUUCCUCCAGCUUUGAUGCACGUUGAUAAGCAAACCAGGAAAGGGAUAGCUGUGUUGCAUCAGAAGCUAGGACCAUGAGUUUGUAUCCAUCUCAAUCAUUGCAUACACAGAACAUCUACUGUUGGGGCAUCAUAACUUCCCCUGUGAGGGCACAUGAAGGAGGAGAGGGAAGGAAAUUUUCAUCAUGCUCACAUAAUGAUUUAGUUGGAUACAACCCAUGACUUUUUGCCCUGGUACACCACAAACCGUAAGUUUAGCAGAGAAUUAAAUAUAAUUAAUAGAUUAACAAAGCAGUUGUACUGAACUGUUGAAAGGGAGAGGACUGCUUACGUCCUCCUUGUUCUAUACAGUAUGCAGAUUAUGGAUAAUCAGCGCAGUGUUCUAGAGAAGUUCUGUUGUGUAAACCAAGGCAUUGUUUUAAAAAAUAACUAACAUUCCACUCUGUAUCUGACCCUGAUUAGGCUAGCAUAGUGAGGCAUCUACAAGGCCACUUCCAAUGACACUUCUUGUACAGUGGUGCCCCGCAAGACGAAUGCCUCGCAAGACGGAAAACUCGCUAGACGAAAGAGUUUUCCGUUUUGGAGGUGCCUCGCAAAACGAAUCUGCUAUGGGCUUGCUUCGCAAGACGAAAAUGUCUUGCGAGUUCCUGGGUUUUUUUUUUCCUUUCCCCCCUCUUUUUCUAAGUCACUAAGCCGCUUAUCUGCUUAUCCGAUAAGCUGAUAAGCUGCUAAAAGCCGCUAAUAGCGCUAAUAGCGCUAAUCCCAUCAAUGGGCUUGCUUCGCAAGACGAAAAAACCGCUAGACGAAGAGACUCCCAGAACGGAUUCUUUUCGUCUUGCGAGGCACCACUGUAUUUCAUUUCCACCAGUCAAAAGGGAACUGGCCUCUGCUUAGUGACGGGGAUGUCUUCUGUGUUUUACUUCUUUUGGAUACUACUAAGUUGUAGCUUUGUCACAGAUGAAAAACUGGAGGGUAUCUAGGGGGAGGAAGUUCUACAUUAAAUCACCUGUCAUGUAGUCCCUCCUGAGUGAAUCAGGGCAAGCAGCCCAUCACAUGAAUGCCUUCCUCACUGUGCCAGCCUAGAAGGUAUGGUAAGUGAACCCAUGUUCCUUUCCAGCUGUGCAUAUAUUAUGUUUUGGCAGGUUGCGCUCAUCUAAGAGAGAAGCUGGACAGCACAGAUUUGCAAAGUAUGGCAGCCUGCAAAAGCCUGGAGGCAUUUGUAGCUUAUGGGCAACUAUACGAUCUUUGGUGGAACCCGGAACGUGUGGAUUUGCGUGUCGUGGAACAACCAGGGCUGACCUCGGAGGCUUGCACUUUUGAGCUGUCCACUCCUGGCCAGAGUAACAUUGAAAGAGUCUCUUUGCCUGAAGAAACUGAAGUUGAAGAUCCGCUUUCAAGAGGACAUAACAAUUGCACACACUCAGAGACUGAUUCAGUAGCCAGCUCAAGCCUUUUAGUGGAAAGACAAGCAAAACUGAGGGGCUGUAGAGUGCUCCUUUCAGAAGAAUAUGCUGCAAUCCAAAGUACAAAGAGAGAGAUCUCUAGAAUUCAGCAGACUUUGGCAGACAUGAUCAACCAACAUCAGAAAAACAACCUCCACCAAAGUGCCACCAACAGCCAGGAUUUAGCUGAAUCCCCAGCAAGCCAGAGUCAGAAGUAAGUGGUGCAUUUUAGUGAUGGUAGUGCUCAAAGCUGGCUGUGGAAUCCCAUUGAACUAGGCCCCAAUUCAUAAAUUUCUGUUGUGUGAUAGUUGUAAAAAAAAACCAAGCAAACCCUCAGACCUUCUGACGGUGUGGUUGGGAUUACCAGAUGAGAGAAGUUCUGUUGUACUUGCAGAUGUUGUUCCAUGUUUGCGUUGAUUUAGUUGGAUAUGACACAUGGAAAAGGUGUUAAUAGUCUCUCCACUCAGUGUGAGCUUUUCAGGGAGACCUUGGCUGUGAAUAUUUGAUACACUAACCCUGAGAGAAACCUUUGACACACUUCACAAAAAACUGAUCUGAUUUUUUUGCUGCAUUCCUUUUAUAGUGGUAUUUAUUAUAUGGAAGUCAGUUUCAUAAUGUUUAAUGACACACAGUUAUCAAGCCUUAUAAUCACACUUUAAUUUCUAAGUUAAAGUGAGUGGCAGGUUGGGAAUAUUUAACUUUUUUGUAUUUUUGAAAUUGUGAUCUCUUAAAACUUCUUUACAGUAAGGAACAAGUGAAUGAACCAGUUUCUCUGCUAGAUUUGACAAAACAACUAACAGAAGCAAAUCAGAAACUGGCAGAGUUCCCAGAUAGUAUAAAGGUAAGUCUGACUUUAACAUGGAGCAAAAUCCUUGUUUCCCUGCUUUACUUAACAGCACAAGCUUGUGGGAAACUCAGCCAGAUGGGCGGGGUAUAAAUAAUAAAUUAUUAUUGUUAUAACUUGACAGAAGGAAAUCAAGAGAUUUGAGUCUCCUUGAAGAUAUGUUUGAAGAUGCUUGUUUUGUUGUAGCAGUAGGUGGCUAACCUGUGGCCCUACAGAUGUUAAGAUUCAAUUUCGCCAGGGAGAAUGGGAGUUGUAGUCCAGCAACAGCUGGAGGGCAAAAUCCUGUUUUUUACAAGAUCAGUUGGUUUAAAAAUCUGCAUAGCACUCGUUUCAAGCUACCCUUUCAAUGAUGUCAAUGACUGGUUAGCAAAACAGCUGACUUGUACAGCUUCAAGUUGGAAAAGUGAAUGAAUUCUAAAAUAUGUGACCCCAGAAUAUACCUAUGAGCAAGCGAGUUAUGUUCACCUGAAAUAUGCAGCAGUCAUCACUGAAGAUACCCAUGCAGCUGAAAAGCUGCUUACUGCAGCAGCAGUGUAGCUUUAAUAAUAAUAAUAAUAAUAAUAAAUUUUAUUUAUAUCCCGCCCUCCCCAGCCAAAGCCAUAUUGUGCUCUUUGGAAUAGCACUAAAUCUGGCAAUGUCGUUAUAUUGAUCGUAUAAUGCAGCUGGGAAAUGUGGUAAGAUAUAUCACCUCAGCUUGGAGUUAUACAUAGGAGUUUCCAGUGUGUAAAAAUACAAUUUUUUUUCUUUUUUCCAGGUUUCUCCCUUCCCCGACGUACUUGAGUGCUGUCUUGUUGUGCUUCACAUGAGUGUCCAGCACCAUGAAGUAGUUCCAGAAUUACAGGAGAAGUCAUUAGAACUACUUAGAAAAUACAAAGGAACUCACAUUUGUAAGGACGAAAUAUGUCUCAUUCUAGAAUGGAUGAACAAGAUACUUCUACAUAGUCAUGCCGGUCCGUGAGAGCUUUCUGAAAUAAUGUGCAGAAAGAAAACCCAACCUACCAGAAGUAUCCAUUUUUUUUCUAGUGCUGUCAACUUAUUUUCUAUUUUGAUGCAAUACUCUGUGGAAGGAUUCUCUAAUGUACAUUCUCUAACGUACAUAGUUUCUAUUAACUUUCUGUGCACGACAAUUGACCAAUAAAUAGUAUAUGUUCUAAAAAUGAAAUUUAUUUUUUCAUCACUGCUUUCAUAAGCAAAUUUUGCAAAGAUUUGAGGAUGGAUGCUGCCUACUGCACAAAGGGACCUGCAAGGGCACCUUUAAAAAAUGCUAGUAUGGAUGAUACAAAGCACAGUUUACCGCUCAUCAUUGCAACCUUGUGAAGAUAUCUUAUACCAAAAGUAGGAUGGGGAAUAAAGAAAAAAAACAUGCAUGGAUGGUGCUAAUUGUAGUAUGCAUAUCAAUUAAUCUUGCGUAUAAGGUAAGGCAAGAUAUUCUUGACCUCCCCUCAGUAUACCAUUUUCUGUAAGUACAGUGGUACCUUGGUUCUCAAACUCAAUCCGUUAUGGAAGUCUCUUCGACUUCCAAAACAUUCACAAACCAAGGCGCGGCUGAUUGGCCCCGGAAACAAUGCCAACAGCCAAAAUGGAGGUUUGGCUUCCAAAAAAAUGUUUGCAAACUGGAACACUUCUGGGUUUGUGGCAUUCAGGUACCACUGUACAUUAUAUUUGCCACAAGUCUUAGGAGACCUAAGGAGACAGAAGCCACUAGCUGAGGGUGGGGUGGAAAACAGCAGCCUUUUAAGACCCCCAAAGAUCCCAAAAACUCGCUUGAUAUCACUCAUUGGCUAAAACUACUGAAGGGGGGGGGGUAACUUAUCUCACAGAAAUCAGUUGGCAGAUUAAGGCAUGCUGCCAGCUUUGCUUUGUAGCUUUUGAUCUAGGAGACCUUUUUAAAACACAAUUUCAAAAGAAGUGUGGAAAAAGUCAAAAAGUCUCAUGCCUUAAGAAAAUUCUUUAUUUUACAAAAUUAAGAACCAAUCAUAUAUACAUGAGCAUUUAACUGCAACCAGUGAAUACUUUUACAUAAUGGGGAGUUAUUAAGCUUGUUAAAAAUACCACACUAUCAGGAUUUUGUCUCUCCCUCAAACAGAUUUUGGUUUUCAAGAUUGUAUGAAAAUUGCUAUUAAAUGCACUUUUAGUCUGUAACCAUUUAACAAUUUUGGGUUGCUCUUUAAAGUACUAUAAAAGGGACAUCUAAAAGC
Molecule: messenger RNA, 30586 nt
Organism: Podarcis lilfordi (Lilford's wall lizard)
Lineage: Eukaryota; Metazoa; Chordata; Lepidosauria; Squamata; Lacertidae
Source: the annotation of a GenBank genome assembly